Molecule: messenger RNA, 750 nt
Organism: Trypanosoma grayi
Lineage: Eukaryota; Euglenozoa; Kinetoplastea; Trypanosomatida; Trypanosomatidae
Product: aprataxin
Exons: 1
Coding region: 1-750 (249 amino acids)
Biological process (GO): double-strand break repair; single strand break repair
Cellular component (GO): nucleus
Molecular function (GO): double-stranded RNA binding; single-strand break-containing DNA binding; mismatched DNA binding
Source: RefSeq, a predicted model, not a curated record
AUGAGGCUGACUCCCCUCCGCCAGGUGGCAGCGAACAGGCACGGCGCGGCUUCUGUUGGCAGCGGACCGCGAACACGGCUACCGUUUCUGCGCAAAGUUGUGCGGGAUGCGCUGCGGGGACCAAACACACACAACAACGCGGCGCCGUUCAAGCGGUAUCCCCUGCCCAGCCCGGGCGAGGAAGGGGGGCGUGCCAGUGUGGUGCUCUACAAGGACCCACAGUGCAUUGUCGUGAACGACGCCUAUCCCAAGUCGCGGAUGCACUGCCUCAUUCUGCCGCUGGAUCUCUCGCUUGAGUCGCUCAAUUCGCUGCGCGCGGCGCACGUGCCGCUCCUGCACCACAUGAUGGGCGUGGCGGAGCGGUACGUGCUGUUCUUGCGGACAGGCGUGGCGGAGAAGAAGUACGCGUCGCUGGCGUUCGCCACUGGCUUUCACGCGCUGCCGUCGCUGCCGCAACUGCACAUGCACCUCAUUUCUCUAGACUUCGACAGCCCCUGCCUGAAGUCGAAGAAGCACUACAACACCUUCGCCACACCCUUCUUUCUUCCGGCGGACCGCGUGGUGGAGGACUUGGAGCGCAAUGACUGCGUCACGCUCAACCGCGACGUGGCGGCGCUGAAGAGCAUGGAGGAGCAGGCGCCGUGCUGUAUGUGGUGCAACAAGAGCGAGGCGGGAAUGCCGCAACUAAAGGCACACCUCCUUCGGUGCCCUAAGAGUGGUGCGUUUAUAAAGCCGGUAGACUCGGCGUAG